AUGAAUACGACUACGAUGCUGGAGAGCUGUUCGCCGAUCCCACCGGAACCGCCGGCGCUGCACGCGCCCUGGUGGUCGGUGGUGCAAAGCGACAGCGGGUUUCCGGCGCUGCCGGAGGACGGCUGCGACGUGCGGGCGCUGGUGCCCGGGAAGGGCCGGGUGGACGUGGGGCGCAACCGCGCUACAACAGGUGAACGGUCGCUGGGGGAUGCGCGAAAGACAGCAGCGGAUGUCUGCCGGAUUGAAUUUGACACAACUACAAGUUUCAGUGGUGCUGAAACGAGCGUAACUGUACACGACGUAUGUAAUAAGACCAUCAGAAGCAGCAGCAGCAGCAGCGGAAACGACAGUAACCGCGGCUGCGGCGGCCAGUUUUCGAGCGGAGCACGAAGCCAUGUGGCCUCGGGUAGCUGCAACGGUAGCGGGACCGUUGCAGCCGCUUCUCCGUCGGGUGCCGCUGUUGCCAACCUCGGGCAGCAACAGCACCAGCAGCACCAGUCAAACUCCCCCAAGAAACCGUGUGACUACAGUAGCAUUAGCGAUAGCAGUAGCAGUAAUAGUAAUAGAGGUGGUACCGUCUUUAGCAGGGCGUCCGGUAGCAGGCCGCCGUUUGCGGCCUCCACCAUCAACGCACCAGCGCUAGCGGCAGCCGGCACAGGUGGCCACCCGUUGGUCACCGCACCGACACCGACCCUACCGGACAUCGACUGGACGAACGAGACCUGUCUUGCGGGCGGACUCGACUUUACCAACACCAUUGUAGACGAUCCGCGCCACCUGUGGUUAAGCUCACCGACCGCCAGCAGUAGCAGUAGCAACAUCACCGAUACCGAGCUGGACCGCACCCUGGACGUGUACCACCGUGCAGUGCGGGGACAGUCGAAACCGAUCGAGACGCGCAUCGACUGUGCGGAUCUGCUCGACGAACUUCACGUGGAGCUGACCGACCCGCCACUCACCAUCAGCUCGCCCGUCUCGCUGCAUGAAGAGAUUGAACAGCUAUCCAGUGCGUUCGACUGUGACGCCUCCAACCAUCUCGUGUUGACCGGUACACCGGCCACCACCACCCAUCCGUUCGUCGGCCUAACCGUGGACGAAACCGAACCGAUAUCGCUCAACAUACUCAAGUGGCUGCAGGAGGACAUCUCCUCCAACAGCGUACCGACCCGGUCGGAACUCUGUUCCACCUCGACGGAACUCGUCGAAAGCCUACUGGUGGAUACCACCGGUGCGGCCACACACCUUUUCUUACCGAGUCAGCCAAUCUCAACACACCCGAGCACGUUCGAGCAGAGCCUCGAUCAGAUCCACAACAUCACCGGUUUAACGCGCGGCAUCAGCAAAACGACAACCACUGCAGCGGGUCGACGUAUCGGUGACAGCACUGCUACUGCAACCGCUAAUUCUACUACGACCGCGACUACGACGACAACGACAACCUCGACCACGCAUAACACAGCGAACCAAUCACAACGCGACCACAACUACUACGCCAUGAAGCGACGCAUGCAGGAGGAGGACGGUGUGCGGGAGGGUACGCCCACCAAAGUGUCCAAACUGCUGCAACCCACCGGUGCCGGUUGGGUGGCGGAUGAUGCAAAAUUCUCCACACCUUCCACAUCUGGUCUGCAGGCUGCAACAGGUGGAGACGGUAAACAGCCACACCUGCACGCCAAACCAUCGGCCACUAACACCGUUGCAGGUGCGAUGGGAAGAAAGCUCUCGCUGGCUAAUCGCAAAGCCACGACGCUUGCUGUAAAUGUGACACCGAGGGUAAACGCACCCGCCGGUGCUCCAGCAGCAGUAGUAGUACAGCAACAACCGUCAUCUACUAUUACACACGCAACCGCACUCAACACACCGGACCUCACCAACGACAUUUUGGAUUUGGAAGAUGAAAAGUUUGAUCUUCUGUCAUUCAUCGACACCAAUGACGACGCAUUAGAAUUUAGCUCUUACAGCUCAACGGUAGAGGAGAAACCCACACUAGAUCUACUAGCGCCCACGCCGUCCGUCACGUGCACGGAACGUCACAAGACGCCCGCGAACGAAGAUGAACGGUUACGACCCUCCACCUCGAAAGCGACGCUCGACACCACCGGCAGUAACAGUAGUAAGGGUGAGGCCGAGAAGGAAAUUUACCACCUGCUAACACUGGACAGCCUCCGUCAGCUGACGAGCGGUUCGGACGAGUCGACGUCUCGUGCUGCCACGGCCACCGGUGGUCGACGCACCAACACCAGCAGUGCGUGCAGCAUUGGGUCCCGCUCGUCCGCAUCAUCCGUCUGUGGCGAUUCCAGCUCGGACGUUUCGUCCAGCAACAAAACACCGAAGCGCCGGGGCCGACCACCGAAGGUGGCCAGCACGGUGCGCGAUCGCUCGCAGUACCAGCAUCUGAGCGACGCCGACUGGCGAUACCGGGAGCAGCGGGACAAAAACAACGAGGCGUCGCGGAAGUCGCGCAUCAACCGGAAGGACCGCGAGUUGAAGCUCGAGAUGGAGGCGGACCAGUUGAGCGCCCAGCACCAGAAGCUUUCGUACGAGGAGCGUCGCCUGCAGCAGGAAUGCCAACGGUGGCGCAGGGCGGUCAUGAAGCUGGCACUGCUGUGA
This is a messenger RNA of Anopheles marshallii, 2610 nucleotides long. Its product is annotated as mucin-5AC-like. The record is from RefSeq and is a predicted model, not a curated record. Gene Ontology annotation, molecular function: DNA-binding transcription factor activity, RNA polymerase II-specific; RNA polymerase II cis-regulatory region sequence-specific DNA binding. Bases 1 to 2610 code for a protein of 869 amino acids. The transcript has 2 exons. Gene Ontology annotation, biological process: DNA-templated transcription; regulation of transcription by RNA polymerase II. NCBI's taxonomy places the organism in Eukaryota, Metazoa, Arthropoda, Insecta, Diptera, Culicidae.